Messenger RNA from Cyprinodon variegatus (sheepshead minnow), 6841 nucleotides. RefSeq names its product pecanex-like 2 (Drosophila) (gene pcnx2). Gene Ontology annotation, cellular component: membrane. The record is from RefSeq and is a predicted model, not a curated record. The transcript is spliced from 40 exons. NCBI's taxonomy places the organism in Eukaryota, Metazoa, Chordata, Actinopteri, Cyprinodontiformes, Cyprinodontidae. Bases 252 to 6668 code for a protein of 2138 amino acids.
AGGAGAGGGAGGAAGGGAAGAGCCGAGCAGGUCAGGAUGAGAACCGAGGAGGCAGCAGCGCAGCAAUGGGAAGAACAAGAGGAUCCCAUCAGGAGGGAUGAGAGAGAGGGCUCCGGAGCUCUGCUGCGUCGCUCCAACAUGGAGGCGCAUUGACAGCAUCACACGUUAGAGGAGAGCAUUUCAUUGUAGCCUUGCAGCAUCAUCAUCACCAUCAGCAUCAUCCGUUCAAACCGAAGCGGAGUGGAGCAGACAUGGGCUCCCACGUUGUACAGACCCUGCGUCAGGGUGUGUGGGCAUCUCUGACCGGCGGCUGGUAUCACGACCCGGACCAGAACAAAUUCAACAACUCCUGCCACCUUUAUCUGUGGAUAUUUCUCCUCAUACUCCCCUUGUCUCUGCAUCUGGCCCUGCCUCCUACCACCAUGGCUCUGAGCAUCUACUGCACCUCUAUCACUGUCUUCUUCAUCCUUAUCAAGCUGGCCAACUACCGGCUGCAUAUUAUGUUCGAUGAGGGUGAGGCAGUGGUCCGCAGCAGCCUCUCGGACCUCAGCAAGGCUCAGGAAAAGAAAAGCAAUGCCUCAGACUCCUGCCAACCAGCCAGCAUCAGAAAGAGCAGCACUGUCCCAGACAGCGUUGCUAUGACAACGCUGGCCCGCAAGCGUCCCAGCCCAGUGAUCCAAGUGACAGUGAAGCAGACAGAAACCGACCCAGGACUGAUCGGGGUGGACUGCUCAAAGUCAGACGAGGUGAAAUCUGCAGAAGGUGACCGCCAUCUUUCAUCAGGACAUGCUGAGGAGCACGUUGUGGAAGGAGACUCACAGCCGCACCCUGAACUCUCCCCCGAUGAUUUUUCCAGCCCCAAUCCGGAGCAGGACGCCCCGCUGCUGCAGGCCCAGCAGAGGUCCCCGGCUCGAACUGAAAGGGAAGAAACAGAGGUUACUGAAACUGGGGCUGAUGUAGAAGAAGUCAGAAAACUUCAGAAACCUUUGAGAGUUAAAAGUGGAGAUCAGUUGGAGGAGAAUAGGUCUCCAGCAAAAAACUUUAAAAAGGACAGAAAAGAAGAAAAGGAAUGUGAGGAUAAAGAUGAUGCAGAUAGGGAGACAGUGGAUGAAGGGUUUCCCACUUCCAAAGGGAGUGAAGAUGAGAGCGAGGAGGCCAGCGAAGGCCAAAAAGAAAACUCAGAUGCCAACAACAACUCAUUGGAGACCCAAAAGGAUGAGCAGGAUGAGCUCAUAGAAAUCCCAGACUCUCCUGUUCAGGCUGAGCUAGAGGAGGAUGAAGAGGCCUACUGUUCUGAUGAGAUCGAGGUGGUUCUGGUUGAUAACUCCAGCCCCGGUUCAGGACCAGCUCAUCUGGACGACAGUGACACGGUGAAGAUCAUCAUCACCAUGAGCUGUGACCCUCAGACAGCGGCUCAGUUGGAGGAGAGCGUCAAGCAGAGCUUGCUGGAGAACGCAAAGGCUCAAAAGGAUGCAGGAGAAUGUCACAUCAAGAUCCCUGUCAUCACCUUCGAUUCCCCGGAGGAGGAGUGGCAACAGGAGCAGAUGGAAGGAGAGGAGGCAACCGGCUUGGAGAAUGUCCCCACACCCAGACAGCAGCAUCAGAUCACCAGCCAAAGUGAAGAGUUUCACUUAUGUAGAGAAACCAUCAGUUCUGAAUCCAACACGCUGGAAGGCGCCGAUCUGGAGCAGGAGCAGCGGGGGCUGCUGGUGAACGAGGACAGUACGCCGAGCCCGCAGCUGACAAACGACAACAGCUCGUCAGGCAUCGAUGUCCACUCCCAUCCUGAUGACACGGACCCUCUGGAGCCUAUUGUGGACUCGCAAGGAUUCCUGCGUCUGCCUCCGACGGUCGGUCGCUAUGGACCGGGCGGAAGGACCCACAUCCGGGGCCUGAGCAUGGACAGCGGGAAAGAUGCCGUCCUCCUCUCAGACCGCUCCCAUAACACGACCACAAUGACCAGCUCCAAAUCCGACCUGGAGGCAAAGGAAGGCCAGAUUCCCAAUGAAUCCAACUUCUUGGAGUUUGUUUCAUUAUUAGGUUCCCUGAGUAUGAAAGGGGGAGGGAGGAGCACCCAGGAGGAGGAGGAGAAGGAGGGCAAACCAAAAGUGGAGGAAGAAGAAGAAAAUCAGAGUGCAACUCCUGGUCCAACAACUACAGAUACCAGCACCGAGAACAAAUCAGAGCGACCCAAGCCACCCACCAGUCUCCCAACUAACCCACUUCAAGCUAUAAAACCUACGCACAUCCCAAUAGUCUCUCCUGACAGUCCACAAACAGACAGGGAGAAGGAUCCGGAUUACGACUCCCUCCCAUCACAAACCUCCCAGUCUGAGAGCUCCAUGUUGCAGGUCAUCUGCAGACCUGAAGCUACCAAUAAAGAAGAGGCCUACACCUUCCACACAGUGCACAGAGACAGACCUCGGAAACUGUACGCAGAGAGAGCCCUCAACCUGCCGCUGGGAGCAGAGCUCAUUACAGGCAACAUGUGUGACCUGCUGUCAACUUCUUCCAACUCAGAGGGUCAGGAUGGUGCAGUGGGUGCUCACGCCGACUGCCCUUUCCAGCGACGCAUCAUUCCUGCUCACAGGCUGCGGCCACGGAGGACGCACCCAGAGAUCUUUCCGGAGGAGGACUCCUUGGACGAGUCUUCAGAGACUUCCACACAGGAGAAGCCGACCAGGAAAGUUUAUUAUAAACUCCAGCUGCUUCCUGGGAAGUGGGUCAGCGUUUUGUACGAUCGCCUGACGCUUCUCGCUCUAUUAGACAGAAACCAGGAUUUUCUGGAGAACCUUGCAGCGGUCUUCAUGGCCUUCCUGGUUUCCUUUUUGGGUUUUGUGCUUCUCAACCACGGAUGCUUCAAAGACUUCUGGGUCUUCCAGUUCUGCCUGGUCAUCGCCAGCUGCCAGUACUCUCUGCUGAAGAGCGUUCAGCCAGACGCUGCAUCACCAACACAUGGUCACAACCAGCUGGUGGCAUACAGUCGAGCAGCCUACUUCUGUAUUUUCUGCUCGCUGAUCUGGCUGCUGGAGCUGCUGCUGAGGAGGAAGGACCUGCCCGUUUCCACCCUCUAUGGAGUCACCAUUAUCUGCUACGAUGUCCUGAGCUUCGUUCGGGAUCUUCUCGUCGGUUUUACCUACUGUUUCCCUGUCGCCUUCCUGGUGGGCCUUUUCCCUCAGAUCAACACCUUCACCAUCUACCUGCUGGAGCAGAUUGACAUGCACCUCUUUGGAGGAACAGCUGCUACAAGUCUGAUCUCAGCAAUCUACAGCAUCGUCCGCAGUCUGGUCGCUCUGUCUCUGCUGUACGGUUUCUGCUUCGGAGCUCUCAAGGAGCCGUGGGAUGAGCAGCACACCCCUGCCCUGUUCUCUGGUUUCUGUGGCCUUUUGGUCGUGUUCUCUUAUCACCUCAGCCGGCAGAGCAGCGACCCCUCUGUGCUGCUAUCUCUUAUCAAGUCAAAAUUAAUGCCCGCACUGGUGGAAAGUGAAGAAGAGGAGGAAGAAGAUGCAGAAAUCAAAGACCCGCUGCCUGAGAAGCUGCAGAACUCCAUGAAGGAGAUUCUGCUGUCUGAUUUGGUGGUUUGCUCUGUCGCCUACAUCCUGACCUUUGCCAUCACAGCGAGCACCGUGUUCCUCUCCCUGAAGCCCUUUGUGACCAUCGUGCUGUACGCUCUGGCGGGGACGGUCGGGUUCGUCACACACUACCUAAUCCCCCAGCUGCGGAAGCAUCACCCUUGGUUGUGGAUCUCUCAUCCAGUUCUCAAGACUAGAGAGUAUUACCAGUUUGAGCCCAGAGAGGACGCUGUGCUCAUGUGGUUUGAGCGUCUCUACGUGGGGCUCCUGUGCUUUGAGAAGUAUCUGGUCUACCCUGCUAUAGUGUUGAGUGCGCUUACUAAUGAUGGCUUUGCCCUCAGUCACCGCAAGAAGCUGGGAAUCCACUGCGAUGUUCUCCUUACAACGGUCGCUGGACUGAAACUGCUGCGUUCCUCUUUCUGCGAUCCCAGCUUCCAGUUCCUUACGCUUCUCUUUACACUCAUUUUUUUCCACUUUGACUGUCCACAUGCCUCUGAGAGCUUCCUGCUUGACUUCUUCAUCAUGUCGAUUGUCUUCCACAAGAUGCGAGAGCUGCUGCUAAAACUCCACUUCAUCCUGGUUUACAUCGCUCCCUGGCAGAUCGCCUGGGGCAGCGCCUUCCAUGCCUUCGCUCAGCCUUUCGCCGUGCCUCACUCAGCCAUGUUGCUGCUACAAACUCUGCUCACCACCGUCUUCUACACCCCGCUGGCUCCCUUCCUCGGCAGCGCCAUCUUUAUCUCGUCUUACCCGCGGCCCAUCAAGUUCUGGGAACGAAACUAUAACACUAAGCGCAUAGACAACUCUAACAGCCGGCUGGUGUCCCAGGUGGACAAAGAGACAGGUUGUGACGACAACAACUUGAACUCGAUUUUUUACGAGUACCUGACUCGCUCGCUGCAGCACUCUUUGUGUGGGGACCUGAUGCUGGGUCGCUGGGGCAACUACAGCACUGGAGACUGUUUCAUCCUGGCUUCUGACUACCUCAACGCCCUAGUCCACCUCAUCGAGAUCGGAAACGGCCUUGUCACCUUUCAGCUCAGGGGGCUGGAGUUCAGAGGUACCUACUGUCAGCAGAGGGAGGUGGAGGCCAUCACAGAAGGCGUGGAAGAAGAUGAUGGGUGCUGCUGCUGUGAGCCGGGCCACCUGCCUCACAUGUUGUCGUGCAACGCCGCCUUUAACCUGCGCUGGCUGGCCUGGGAGGUGACGGCCACAAAGUACCUGCUGGAAGGCUACAGCAUCAGCGAGAACAACGCCGCCACCAUGCUGCAAGUGUACGACCUCCGAAAGCUACUCAUCACCUACUACCUGAAAAGCAUCAUCUACUACCUGGUCCACUCCCCCAAGCUGUGCACAUGGCUCAAAGACGCCAGCAUCCAGGAGGCGCUGCAGUCCUACACCAAGUGGCAUCACAUUGAACGGGAUCCGCAGGUCUUCAGUGUGAAGAUCGACGAGGACUACGUCCACUGCCUUCAAGGGGUGACAAGGGCCAGCUUCUGCAACGUCUACCUGGAGUGGAUCCAGCACUGUGCUGGAAAGUUGGAGACGCCGGUGGACAGCGACGAAGACUCUCCUCUGGUUACCUUGUGUUACGCUCUUUCUGUCUUGGGGAGGAGAUCCCUUGGCACAGCAUCCCACAACAUGUCCAACAGCCUGGAGUCCUUCCUGUAUGGUUUCAACACCUUGUUUAAAGGGGACUUCCGUAUUGCAGCCAAAGAUGAAUGGGUUUUCACUGACCUGGACCUGCUUCAGAAGGUGGUGGCUCCAGCUGUCAGAAUGAGCCUCAAGCUGCAUCAGGAUCACUUCACGUGCCUAGAGGAGACGGAGGAGGCGUCCAUCCUCUACGAAGCCAUCACCAACUACCGCAGCAGCCUGGUGAUCUGUCAUGAGAGCGACCCAGCCUGGCGUAAGGCGGUGCUAUCCAGCCGCGACACACUGCUCACCCUGAGGCACAUGAUCGACGACGGCACGGAUGAGUACAAGAUCAUCAUGCUGUACAAACGCCACCUCAGCUUCAAGGUCAUCAAGAUCAAUAAGGAGUGUGUGCGAGGUUUGUGGGCGGGUCAGCAGCAGGAGCUGGUGUUUCUACGGAACCGCAACCCGGAGCGUGGCAGCAUCCAGAACUCAAAACAAGCACUGAGGAACAUGGUCAACUCAUCUUGUGACCAACCUCUAGGCUACCCCAUGUAUGUGUCGCCACUAACGACGUCAUUUGCAGGAACGCAUCGUACACUCCGCAGCAUUGGAGGCGGGGCUUUAAGCUUGGAUGCCAUUCGUUCCUGGCUGUGCUCUAAGUGGCUACGAGUGCGUAAGGACAACCUGACCAGCUGCAAUAGCGGUGUGAACAUGGAGGAUGUGGACUGCGGCGCUGGCGGCUCAUCGUCGCUGAGCCACAACCGGCCAUCCUCCGUCACGUCCAACAGCCUGAGUCUCUACCAGCACAGAGCACGGACGACACACAGCCGCAGACAUCACAACGCAGGAAGAAGAGAGUACCGCAGUCGAUCUGUGCAGCCUCAGAGUCAACGUCCUCCUGUAAGCAGCCAGUCAGGUCCCAUCCUGGACUCUGGCUCCGCCCAUGGGCUAGUCCAGCGUUUGUCCAACAGUCAGCUGUCUUUUAACACUUCCAUAGCCUCAAUAUUCUCUCAGGUCCCUCGUCUGUCAGGAGCAGGAGGGAUCAGCUCACAGCUCCAGGCGGCGCAGCAUCAGCAGCGCUCCAGUCAGGUCUCCUCAUCUUCAUCUACACUCAGCCUUUUGUUUGGGAAGCGCAGCUUCUCUAGCGGCCUGGUCAUCUCCGGAUUGUCUGCAGCCGAAGGGGGCAACACCACCGACACGCAGUCUUCUUCCAGCGUCAACAUCGCUGUUGGGCCUUCGCAUAGGUCCAGCAGCAGAGCCACACAGUGGACCUCAGAGCCUUAUGAGAGUAUAGACGCGUCCAAUUCCAACGCUGCAGUGACUGUGAGAGAGGGCGCCCAGUCGAGCGAUCAAGGCUUCAGCCAAGGAUUGGACAAGACCCAGGAGGAAUCUGCAUCUGCCUCAACAGCUCCAGAGCCAACUGAUCAAAAGACCAUCAGAGAAGGACUUACAGAGGAACUAUAGAGAAAGCAGAAAGGACUGUAUGGAGAGGAAAACACAGAGAAAAGGAAGGUUGUACGCAAGAGAGAGAGAGGGAGCACCCAUGCACAAACCUGCCUUCUCCCUUUAUCCUCAGCAUGUGGUCUCGUCUUGUUUGAAUGUAAAGUCAGAAAAAAAGUGAUCUUUGAUUUGGUUGA